Messenger RNA from Acinonyx jubatus (cheetah), 1558 nucleotides. It is a transcript of the gene GKN2, whose product is annotated as gastrokine 2. The record is from RefSeq and is a predicted model, not a curated record. Lineage: Eukaryota; Metazoa; Chordata; Mammalia; Carnivora; Felidae. The coding region runs from base 1 to 651 and encodes 216 amino acids. Gene Ontology annotation, biological process: regulation of cell population proliferation. The transcript has 6 exons.
AUGUGGCUAUGCAGGUGUGAGAUACUUUGUGAGAUACUUGUAUUUGUCUUGUCCAGUGUCUCCUUAUGUCUUUGCCCUCAGUGGAAUGGAUGCAACUGGUCUGUUUUUCAGGUGGUAUGCCUGGUGCUGGCCAUCUUUGGGACACAAUCUCAUGGAUACGAGGUUUAUAACAUCAUCAGCCCAAACAAUAAUGGCGGCAAUCUUCAGGAGACAGUGACAGUUGACAAUGAAAAAAAUUUCGCCAUCAUUAACAUCCAUGCAGGAUCAUGCUCCUCUACCACGGUUUUUGACUAUAAACAUGGCUACAUCGCAUCCAGGGUGCUCUCCCGAAGAGCCUGCUACAUCCUGGACAUGAAACAUAAAGCCAUCCCUGCUCUGGACCAACUAAAACGAUACAUCUAUGAGAAGAAGGCUCUGAAAAACAUGUACUCGGACAAAUACAUCUGGGUCAAGUACAGCCCACUGCAGUCUCUGAUCACUCACGUAGACUGGUUCCUGUUCGGCUCCCCCAUCAAGCAGCUCUGCAGUCAUGUCCCCCUGUAUAAGGGAGAAGUGGUGGAGAAGACACAUGACAUCCGUGCGGAAGCCUGCGCAAAGACCGGAGUCCUGGGUAUCCUUGGAAUCUCCAUCUGCGCGGGCACUGACGCUUAGGCACCGAGCCCACUGGCGUCAUCUUUUCAAAGACACAGACCCUUGGUUUCCACUCAGCAGCCAAAUUAAGCUCUUUCCCAACACCCCAACUAAUGUUGAGACUCAGUAGUAAAACAUAAAUCCUAUAUUUCCAGAUAUAUGGGUGUUUGCUUUUUUUUGUAAACAGCAACGGGAAGCCAAACAAUGUUGAUGUCAACCUACAGAAGGAAAGAAUUUGCCAGAACUUCAAGUGAAGCACAAAAGGUGCGAAAGCUCCCAGAUAAUAACGCUGAGUCAUUGCAGGCUGGUCUGCUGGGUGCAAGUGUACGUCUUGUCUCUGCCCACCAGACCAGCCACCCAUCCGUCCACCAAAAUGAAGGGAGUUAAGAGUACACUUAUACUGAUGAGUACUGAGGAAUGUAUAGAAUUGUUGAAUCAAUACAUUGUGCAUGUGAAGCUGGUAUAACACUGUAUGUUAAUUGUACUUGAAUAAAAAAAUAAGAAAACAAACUAUUCAUUAAAAAUAACAAAAAACAACCACUUUCACAGGCCGCAGGAGGCAGCGGCCUCCACCCUGGGAGGGGGGUGGGUUUGCCGUACUGUUAACAAACGGCUUGACCACUCAGGUGAAGGAAACCAUCCCCUAUGACAAGGCACCCAGCUUGGAGGGCCAUUCACAUGCCUUUCAGAAAAUGCCUUUUAGCUCAUCAAAACGCUAGACCCAACCUUAAUAAAUACUAUUAUAAUAUAUUUGGUCUUAGAGUGAGGGGAGAGGUCGUGGGGAACACCCAUCACCCAGUGAAAGAUGAACCUUACUGAAAAUCUUGACAGGAGUGAGAAACUGGGAAUGCCAAGUCAAGAUAUGGAAGGAAAGCAAUUCCCAAUCUUCCAAAUAAAUUGUGUCUUGUGGGCACCUUCCCAGAUCACA